UCUAGUGUUGUCCGGCUGCUCGGAUGACAUUGGAGCCAAAGACAGAGAGAGACAGAGAAAAGAGUGGAAGAGAGAGAGAGAGAUGGAAUGAGAAGAAGUUAAGGGCAACCAACACUGAGCUGAUUUCAUUGCCGUGCCAGUGACUCUGCAGAUGAUUUUACAGGAGCACAGCUGACCACAUCAUCCACCACCCCUCCCUCUUCCUCUCACCUUGCUGCCUCGUCGACCUCCCUACGACCAUGCAGGAGGUCACCAAGGUCACGCCACCUGUCCUGGAGCGUCGGGCUCGCCAGCGACAGACCACAGCUUCAGUCCUCAAAUCCAAGCUGAAGCAAGGCGUGAGCUGCACGGUGCCCAGAGUCCGGUCCACCUUGAGCGGGUUCUUCCCCGUUGUGCGCUGGCUGCCUAAAUACAAGUUCCGCGAGUACGUCUGGGGCGAUGCGAUGUCCGGCGUGAUCAUUGGCAUCAUCUUGGUGCCGCAAUCCAUCGCCUACUGCCUGCUGGCAGGAGUGGCGCCCAUCUAUGGAUUAUACACCUCCUUUUACGCCAACAUCAUCUACUUCCUCAUGGGCACGUCCAGACACGUCUCUGUGGGGAUCUUCAGCCUCAUGAGCCUCAUGGUUGGACAGGUGGUGUAUAAGGAGAUGUUCCUGGCGGGUUUUGACCUCAAUGAGGACUCCAAAGCAUCUGAUGUGUUAAAUGACACACUGGGCACCAACCUCACUGCUGGCAAACUUCACAGUGUUGAGCUAAUGGGUAUGCAGUGUGGGAAGGAGUGUUACUCCAUCAGCAUCGCUGCUGCCCUCACCUUCCUGGUCGGCGUCUAUCAGCUCGUGAUGGCCGUGUUCCAGUUGGGCUUCGUCUCUGUAUACCUUUCGGGUCCAAUGCUCGACGGUUUUGCCACGGGAGCCUCUUUCACCAUCCUCACCGUGCAGGCUAAAUACCUGUUGGGUCUCAAGAUCCCCCGUCACCAGGGCUACGGCACAGUCGUCGUGACCUGGAUCAACAUCUUCGCCAACAUUCAAAGUGCCAACAUGUGUGACCUCAUCACGAGCAUCAUCUGUAUCUCUGUAUUAGUGGCAGGUAAAGAGAUCCAGGAGCGCUUCAAGGAUCGUCUUAAGAUCCCUCUGCCGACUGAGCUGAUAGUCGUGGCAGGAGCUACACUGGCCAGCCAUUUUGGGGAGCUGAACAUCAAAUAUGGCACCAGUGUAUCCGGUCACAUCCCCACAGGAUUCAUUUCUCCCCAGGUGCCCAGCUUUAGUUUGAUGUCACGGCUGAUACUGGAUGCCAUUCCUUUGGCCGUCAUCAGUUUUGCCUUCACGGUGUCGCUGUCCGAGAUGUUUGCGAAGAAAAAUGGCUACACGGUCCGUCCCAACCAGGAGAUGCUGGCCAUCGGCUGUUGUAAUAUCAUCCCCUCCUUCUUCCACUGUUUCACCACCAGUGCAGCAUUGGCAAAAACCAUGGUGAAGGACUCAACAGGCUGCCAGACACAGAUUUCCAGUCUGAUCAGCGCCAUGGUUGUCCUUCUCGUCCUUCUGUUCUUUGCGCCUUUCUUCCACGCCCUCCAGAAGUGUGUUCUUGCCUGUAUCAUCAUCGUGAGCCUUCGUGGGGCACUGAGGAAGUUCAUGGACGUCCCGGCUAAGUGGCGCGCCAGCAGGAACGACGGCAUCGUGUGGCUGGUCACCAUGGCGGCCACGACUCUGAUCAGCGUGGAGGUGGGCCUCGUGGUCGGAAUAUGCUUUUCCAUGAUUUGUGUCAUCUUUAUGACCCAGAACCCGAAGGUCUCUCUCCUGGGCCGAGCCAAUGACACUGAUCUGUACGAGGACUUGGACGAGUACAAGAACCUGAUGGCGCCACCUCGGGUUCAGGUAUUCCGUUUCCAGGCUCCGCUGUAUUACGCAAACAAGGAAUCAUUCCUCAAAUCCCUCUACAACGCUGUCGGAGUUGAACCUUUCCUGGAGCUGACUAAGAGGAGGAAGGCAGAGAAGAAGGCCAAGGGGAUGUCCUCAAAGCUGGGCAAGGCGAAUGGGGAUAAAAGCACCUCAGACGUUAUUGUAGGACUUGUACAAAGAGAACUGGCUUUCCACACAAUCGUCUUGGACUGCUCCGCCAUAUCCUUCAUGGACACAACGGGCAUGGACACAUUCAUAGGGCUGGUCAAUGAAUACAGAGAGAUAAGUGUGAGCGUGCUCCUCGCGAACUGCAACACCGGAGUCAUCGAUACCUUGCAGAAAGGACAAUUCUUUGGGAAAAAUGCCAAAGACAUGAGCAGCCUGCUGUUUCACAGCGUUCACGCGGCAGUCCUUCACGCAAACAGUACAUACGCUGCAGCAGAAAGACGCUCAGAAGAUUCUGUGGUUUAGAGCAGCUGGAGGAAGAAGGGAUUUGGGUAAGCUGUCAUGAUUUGAGGUAUGCUCUUGUCAUGCCAUCUAUGACAAUACUGCAAUCUGAAAGGGAGCUUCAAGGUCAUAUUUAGGAAGCUCUGUUCCAGAAAACAUGGGGUACCCAAGUGGAUUCAAUAAGGAAGAGUAUCAAGUAAUUGGUUUGAGCCCGUUCACUAGAUGGAUAUUUGGUUCUGACAUAUUAUAUAACUGUUUUCUCUAAAUACACUGGCAUUUUAAUAUCAGUUCUAGCAACAACAUCUAUUUUGUGUAGACCAUUUUGUUAGCUUGGUUUGUAAAUGCUCCCUCUUAACUGUGCUCUACGGACACCUUACAAAACAUAUGAAAAUACAGCAUGUGGUUCAGCAAACCUCUGCAAUCCAAGCUUUGUGUCACCCAGCAGAUUUUUUCAUGUAAUGUUUUCAAUAAAGGAGACCCAGAAAUGACCUGCCGCCAGCAGGCAAUGGAAGAAGAAAAAAUCUUGACAGCCAAUCUCUCUAAUUAGUUUCUAUUAAAUGAGGAUUAAGAUCUGUAUCACAUAACACAUGUAUGACCCUCGAUUGAAAGCAACGUUGACUGCAACAAAAGCUGUUUUAACUUUUUAUUUAGCUUGAAGCAUUUGGCCAAAGUCAAUAAUGGUCCUAAUCCCGGGGUCCAAAGUUCACACGUGAACAUACAGCCACGAUAAACAAUAGUCCCCGCUCUUCCAGCUGUGAGAUUGGAGCUCUAAACAUUCCUAAAGGCCAGUUAAACUCUUCCCGACUGAAAGAAGAAGCACUGGGUGGUGGCUCACGAGGAGACAGCCUGGCCUUGUGAAGCUUAAGAGCUCGGCUCAUUGCAGCAGGCUUGUACUCUUGCCCCGUUCUCUGGUGACCCGGCCGUGGCCGUCGUAUCUGCUCCUGGAUCUAUUCUCGUAAACAAUAAAGGAUUUACACUCAUCUGUAUCUCUUCUCAGGUGCUGUAUGAAAACGAGUUAUCAUUUGGUGCUUCUGAAAUGUAUGUCUAGAGCGAUAACAGAAGAUGAUGCCAUGUGUUUCGUCAACAUGCUGCAUCACUGGUUUGUUCAAGUGUUUUGUGACUGCCCAAAUGAGAGCAGAUUUAGUCUCUUUGUUAUUAAAUCACUGUUUUGCCUUUUGUCUUUUAUUCAGUUGCUGCCGAGUGCACAACUUGUUUUGAAAAGUACCCCCGAUUUAUGUAAUACUUAAAAAAGGAUAUAUUUUUACUUUUGUCAUAAAGUUUUUAUUAACUGCCAUGGUAUUAAAAUAUUUAGAAAAACUUAACAUUUUAUAUUUGGUCAUCAAAUGUAAAACAUGUAAUGACGAUGUUACCGUCUGCUCGAGUUUCAUUGACAGUGUUGACAUUCAACACUCCUACAGUACAAAAACUGCCUUAUUGUUCAAUACUUGAAUUAAACUGAUGUGUUUUUAGUGAAGA
Messenger RNA from Pseudoliparis swirei, 3815 nucleotides. RefSeq names its product solute carrier family 26 member 1 (gene slc26a1). Gene Ontology annotation, biological process: transmembrane transport. Lineage: Eukaryota; Metazoa; Chordata; Actinopteri; Perciformes; Liparidae. Gene Ontology annotation, molecular function: oxalate transmembrane transporter activity; secondary active sulfate transmembrane transporter activity; chloride transmembrane transporter activity. The coding region runs from base 240 to 2363 and encodes 707 amino acids. The transcript is spliced from 8 exons. The record is from RefSeq and is a predicted model, not a curated record. Gene Ontology annotation, cellular component: membrane.